UUUCUGGGCACCGCUAACCGAUAGCAACACAAAAACAAGUUUUCCGAAUUUCAUAGCCAGUUAAAUAAAAAAGGCAUUUCGAAAUGGAGCCCAUAUCACAUCUGGUGAAGUCCUCGCUGCCCAAUUACUUGUCAAGUCUGCCGGUUCCCGACAGCAUCGGCGGCUGGUUUAAGCUCUCCUUCAAGGAUUGGCUGGCCCUGAUCCCACCCACCGUGGUGGUGGCCGGAAUCGGCUACACCGCCUACCUGGCCUACUGUCCGGCGGCACGGGCCAGCUGCUCGGCCAAAAUCAGCGGACGCUGCAACAACCACAUCCGCAAGAACGAGCCCAAGGUGGUGGACAUGAUCGACGUGGAGGACAUUGCGGAGAAGGCGGCCUUCUGUCGCUGCUGGAAGACUAAGAACUGGCCCUACUGCGAUGGCAGUCAUGGCGAGCACAACAAGCAGACUGGGGACAACGUCGGACCAAUUGUCAUCAAGAAGUAGAUUGCGGCGGUGCAUCGAUACACAAAAGUCUAGCAUUUCCUCGUUCGAAUUCCCGCUGAGCUGCAGUUCGCUUUUAAAACCAAUAGUACUUUGAAGUACUUCCACGCUGUCAGAACCCUUGUAAUUGUAAGCAAUAAUUGAUGAUAUUGAUGGAUUAAGUUAAAAGGAGCCAAUAAAAUUGCCCAAACAUAAAUUGAAAUCUA
Molecule: messenger RNA, 688 nt
Organism: Drosophila mauritiana
Lineage: Eukaryota; Metazoa; Arthropoda; Insecta; Diptera; Drosophilidae
Gene: Cisd2
Product: CDGSH iron-sulfur domain-containing protein 2 homolog
Exons: 3
Coding region: 84-485 (133 amino acids)
Biological process (GO): regulation of autophagy
Cellular component (GO): mitochondrial outer membrane; intracellular membrane-bounded organelle
Molecular function (GO): 2 iron, 2 sulfur cluster binding
Source: RefSeq, a predicted model, not a curated record